Didymodactylos carnosus is the source of this 660-nucleotide messenger RNA. NCBI's taxonomy places the organism in Eukaryota, Metazoa, Rotifera, Eurotatoria, Philodinida, Philodinidae. The record is from the annotation of a GenBank genome assembly.
AUGUUCUUUUGUGCGAUUAACAAGAGUCCAUUCAGUCUGAAUUUUUUCAAUAGUUGUAAUUAUGUGAACUUGAAUGGUAAUUUUUUUGUUCGUCCAAGUCAACACUCUGACGCAAAAUGUACAAUUUCUUUAUGGUAUAAUGGCGUAGCUACAAAUAUAAGAAUUAAACAAUUAGCAAAUAAACGUUAUCAACUAGCUUAUAAAUGUGAUACUGAAACAGACGCUGAAGAAGAGUUAGAAGAAGAAGUUCCUCCAUGUGGUAGAUAUGUGGCGCCCGUAAUAGUAGUUACUGAUCAUUGUACAAUACUGUGCACAAGAGAUGAAGCAGACUACUUACUGAAAAAGACGGUGAAUGUUCAGGAAGGAAAUUUCAUACUUCGUCCAUCUGGGCAUGCAAGACAUCCCUAUUCAUUGAGCGUGUAUACUUCUGCUCUUAUUUAUCAUUUUCAAAUUGGUCAAAGUACGAAUAAUAGAUUUAUGAUUGGUCCAUUAGAUAGAGUGAAUUUAAAUGAAACACCGACAUUUUGUAAAAUAUCUGAUCUUCUUCGUUAUUAUUUAUCAAAUCCAAUUACUUUUAGAAAUGAAAUAGGACAAUCUAAUAGAAUACAGUUAAAACUUUAUAAAGGAAUUGGAGGUGGUGAUGAUGUAACAUGGCUUUAA